AGCUCUUCCAAGUGACUGAAUCCAUUCCACAUCUCAUCUCGCCCAUCGCUUCACAGUUCGCACAGACGCGCGAACUCUCAUUGAUCAUAUCGCAUUUGCCUCGCGCCGAUGGUCUCGUCGAUGAAGCACUGCAGAGAUCAGGCCGAGGUGCCACUGUCCCUCUCGCUCUCCCUCGGUGUCGUGGCUGACCGGAACAAGAAGAUGCGCCGCAGUGCGGACGGCGAGUUCGUGUGCAAGACGUGCGGCCGCUCGUUCCCGUCGUUCCAGGCGCUGGGCGGGCACCGGACAAGCCACCUCCGUGGCCGUCAUGGGCUUGCCCUCAGCCUCGCCCAGGGUUCCGAGCCGGCGACCAAGAAGGCCACGAAGCAGAACCUGGCGCACCAGUGCCACAUCUGCGGGCUUGAGUUCGAGCUGGGGCAGGCCCUAGGCGGCCACAUGCGCCGGCACCGCGAACAGGAAGCCACCACCAUGGCGCAGGCGCCGCCCGUUCUGCUACAGCUCUUCGUCUAGCUCUAGCUGGUUCGAUAAGGAUAGACAUCUAGUGCCGGUUUGCUGGUUCAUCUAUGUGCGCGAUUGGAUUUGUAGAUUUGUUGCACACUAGUAGGCGUUGGUCUCGGUUCAUUAUCCCAUGUUUGUACGCUUAUGUAAAUAUUUAGGACUCGUUCAUUCAUUUAUUACAGAGACUAUAUAUGUGUUAUUGUGCUUUUACGGA
Molecule: messenger RNA, 712 nt
Organism: Aegilops tauschii subsp. strangulata
Lineage: Eukaryota; Viridiplantae; Streptophyta; Magnoliopsida; Poales; Poaceae
Product: zinc finger protein ZAT7-like
Source: RefSeq, a predicted model, not a curated record